CAUUUCUUCUUCAGUAUCGAGUAAAACAGGACCAGACCCGGUGCAAAGUUGUCAUUAGUGCCAUGAAGAUUCUGGUGUACCUGUUGGCGGCCAUCACUGUCUGCCCCGCGCAGGACCUUGGUCACAUCAAGAACCUGCAGGUAACGAGUGGUGAUGGCUCCAUAACACUGGAGUGGGACUUCGUGGCAGGAGAUCCUACAUACAAGCUCCACAAGUACACUAUUCUUACCGAUAAUGACUUCAGCACUGAUCUCCGCUGUCCUGCUGCUCACUGUACAACCAUCAUAGAUUACCUUGAUGCCUGCAAGGAACACACCUUUGAUGUAACUCCUGUUUUUGAUGACACAGUGAAUGGCGGGUCAGUUAACGGAGACACCUCCUCCAUCAGUGGAUUUGCUAAUGCAAAAUCGCCGAGCUCCCCUACGAACCUGAGGAUCGUCUCGGACGGUGACUUGAGCACAACUCUACAAUGGGACGCCCCCACCCAGAACCCAACGUGUGUUCAGUCCUACAAGGUUUGCUACAUGUUGGAUAAAGACCCGACCCCCUCCUGUGAGACGACAGAGGACACCACCAUCACCCUGGCUGGUCUACAAGCCUGCGGCGAGUAUCACGUGACUGUGACGCCCGUGACGCCCAGUGAUACAGAGGGACCCCAGCUGGAGCAGGACGUCACUACCAGGGAUGGGGUACCAGGGCCACCCCAGAACGUGAAGGUGGGAGUCACUACCGACAGCAUCAUUGAGGUGGAAUGGAACGACCCUGUCGUCAACCCUCUCUGUGUUAAGGACUUUUCCUUCACUUGUGGGGAGGUCACUUCUCGAACCCGCUUCAGCUACCACCUGGUGGAGGACGAUGAUGACUACGAUCACCACGCUAACAUCGGCCCCCUCAAAGCCUGUACAGAGUAUACCAUCAGUAUCAAAUCCAUCGGCAAAAAUGGGGAAGAAAGCGCUUCAAUCACCAAAAACGCCACUACCAAGGAAGAUGAUCCACAUGCGCCUCCCUACAUCUUGGUGCACCCAACUAGCCCAGUCACCAUCGACGUGGAAUGGAGCAAUAAAGGAAAAGAACGCUGUGUUGGCUACUACAUUAUCUGCUGGUAUAGCAAACUUAUCCACACUGAAACAUGUCAAAAUGUGAUGGAUGCUGAUGGCAGUUUCACCAUCACCGAACUUAUUGGCUGCAACCGUUACGACGUCAGCCUCACGGUGGUGACCCCAGAAGGCACCCACAGCGAGACUGUCAGAAACUUCACCAAUACUCCUGAAGACACACCUGGUCCCGUGGUGAACCUCAAAGCGGACAAAGUCCAAUCCACUUCUGUGGAGGUCUCCUUCAGUGUGCCCAAAGUCAACCUGCAGUGUGUUGGUGGGUACGACAUCAAGGUGAUCAACUUUGACGCGAGUAAGGAUGCAGCCCCUCGAGGAACCGAAGGCCAGCAGGAUAUAGCUCUACAAGUGACCGAUAACCGCAUUGUCAGCACAGUCUCAGGCCUCAAUGCUUGUACCAACUAUGAAAUAAAAGUUGGUGCCCUCUCCCUGAGUGGCGAGUUGACCUCCCCCUGGGAGGCAGUCAUAGAGAGAACUGACGACCUUGCGCCUUCUGAACCCCAGCAUUUUGAAGUGAAAGAAGUAACCAGAAAUUCCGUGACGUUCCAGUGGUACCAACCUACCAGUAACCUUCCCUGCCUCACCGCGUACAAACUCACCUAUAAGCAUUUAAUCACUACCAAGACAAAAAUUAUUACAGAUAUAUCGAACUACAAGAUGGAGUACAUGGUUGAUGGCCUCAGUCACUGUGCUCAGUAUACAUUCACUCUCUCUGCUAAGUCCGUAACGAAAGAGAGCCAAGACCUGCAAAUUGUACAGCACACCGCCUGUUUCUAACUUAAACAUGUGUCAGUAACGCCUUAAACCCACCACCUACUGUACAUCAUUGACUCUGUGUCCAAGGAGGUUGAAUAAAUGGAGGUGGCAUUCACUGCCUCAAAUGAAGUCACUGACUGUAACUGAUGCCUUGACCAAUAUGGCGGUAUGUCUCGCUCACUGACUUUAUCCUCUUUGGCUGAUCCCACUAUAAUGAGAUUAAUUAAUAAAGCAAUAGUAUAAAA
Molecule: messenger RNA, 2113 nt
Organism: Homarus americanus (American lobster)
Lineage: Eukaryota; Metazoa; Arthropoda; Malacostraca; Decapoda; Nephropidae
Product: receptor-type tyrosine-protein phosphatase F-like
Exons: 8
Coding region: 63-1889 (608 amino acids)
Molecular function (GO): protein binding
Source: RefSeq, a predicted model, not a curated record